This is a messenger RNA of Manihot esculenta (cassava), 2625 nucleotides long. Its product is annotated as outer envelope protein 61. The transcript has 11 exons. Gene Ontology annotation, molecular function: protein binding. Lineage: Eukaryota; Viridiplantae; Streptophyta; Magnoliopsida; Malpighiales; Euphorbiaceae. The record is from RefSeq and is a predicted model, not a curated record. Bases 350 to 2251 code for a protein of 633 amino acids.
GGCAAACCCGUAAUUUUAGACGAAGGUGCCCGUAGUCCAUUCUUCUUUCCUCUCCUUUUCCGACUCUGAAACCAUUCAUGUUUGGUAGGCGAAUUCUUCUUCUGCAACAAGACAAUUAUAACUAUUCCCUAACGGCUUGCAUUUUCUCUAUUCUCCAAAUCUAUAUAUAAGAAUCCCACUAUCUUGUGCCAGAAAUUCGUACCUUAUUCUAUCUCCAUCGAUUGCUUUCUUCACAAAUUGUACAAGUUUGAUACAUUCUUCUUUUCCACGACAGCAAAUUAGCCUUUUCUUUUUGUUUGGAUUUGAGAGGCGAUAAUUUGUUAAGUGUAGAGACAGAGAGAGGGAUAGGAUGUUUAACGGAAUGAUGGAUCCUGAAUUGAUCAGACUUGCUCAGGAGCAAAUGAGUCGCAUGUCGCCCGCCGAGUUAGCCAGGAUCCAACAACAGAUGAUGUCUAAUCCAGAGUUGAUGAAAAUGGCCUCAGAAAGUAUGAAGAACAUGAAGCCUGAAGACUUGAGACAGGCUGCUGAACAGUUAAAGCAUACCCGUCCAGAGGAUAUGGCUGAGAUUGGUGAGAAAAUGGCUAAUGCAUCACCUGAAGAGAUAGCUUCCUUGCGUGCCCGUUUUGAUUCCCAGGUCGCCUAUGAAAUAAAUGCAGCCCAGAUGCUGAAGAACCAAGGUAAUGAACUUCACAACCAAGGAAGGUUCAAAGAUGCCUUGCAGAAAUAUCUGCUUGCAAAGAAAAACCUAACAGGAAUUCCAUCCUCCAAAGGGAGAUCACUUUUGUUGGCAUGCUCUCUUAACCUGAUGUCAUGUUACUUGAAAACAAGGCAGUAUGAAGAAUGCAUAACUGAAGGAUCAGAGGUCUUGGAAUAUGAUGCAAAGAAUGUCAAAGCUCUCUAUCGGAGGGGCCAAGCAUAUAAAGAACUAGGGCAGUUGGAAGAUGCCGUCUCUGAUUUGAGCAAUGCACAUGAAGUUUCUCCUGAUGACGAAACUAUUGCAAAUGUUUUAUGGGAUGCAAAGGAAAGGUUGACUCAAGAAGGUGGUCAACGUGCACCAAGAUUGGUAAUUGAGGAAAUAACUGAAGAAGUUGAGACUACAUCUUCUCAAAAGCUAGGUGCUUCUGCAGAGUGCUCGGCCUCGCAACCACAGCAAACUGUUGAUGCUCCUAACCAUCAAAGUAGAGCUAAUGGCAGGGGUUCAACCAAUUCAGGUUCUCUGCAUGCUUUAAAAGAUGACCCAGAAGCUAUAAGCAGAUCAUUCCAAAAUUUCAUAUCUAAUGCUGAUCCUGAAACUUUGGCUGCUUUAAGUGGUGCAAAAGCUGGAGAGAUGUCUCCUGAGAUGUUCAAAACUGCCUCAAAUAUGAUCAGUAAGCUGUCAUCUGAAGAACUCCAGAAAAUGAUUCAAAUGGCCUCCUCAUUUCAGGGGGGAAAUCCAUACGCUGCAGGUGGUUCUUCGAAUGCUGGUCUUAAUCUUAACAGUUCAGCUCCUCCGAAUGUGUCGCCAGACAUGCUUAAAACAGCUACUGAUAUGAUUAGUAAUCUGCCCCCACAAGAGCUUCAGAGAAUGUUUGAAAUGGCAAGUUCUUCAGAAACUAGUUUACCCAGCUCAGUUCCUCCAAAUAUGUCCCCAGACAUGCUUAAAACAGCAACUGAUAUGAUGAGUAGGAUGUCCCCAGAAGAGCUUCAAAAAAUGUUUGAAAUGGCAUCCUCUUUGAGAGGAAACAACUCGGUUCCAACAGCAUCAGCUUUAAAUAAUACUGAACGAAGUUUGGACAAUGGGUCAAAACUGACAGGGCGCCAAGGAAGUUUUGCAGCUGAUAGCAGUGUUACUAGUGAAACGAGUUUGUCUGAUGGUUUACUUUCAAGAUCAAGAAGUGUUUCUCAGCCAAGCUUUUCUAGCUCAACAACUGACAUGCAAGAGCAAGUGAGAAACCAAAUGAAAGAUCCAGCUAUGCGACAGAUGUUCACAUCAAUGAUGAAGAAUAUGAGCCCAGAGAUGAUGGCCAACAUGAGUGAACAAUUUGGAUUGAAACUUUCUCCGGAAGAUGCAGCAAAAGCUCAACAAGCUAUGUCAUCUUUGUCACCGGAGGACUUGGAUAGAAUGAUGCGAUGGGCAGAUAGGAUCCAGAGAGGAGCUGAAGGUGCAAGGACUGCAAAGAACUGGUUACUAGGGAGACCCGGUAUGAUUAUGGCUAUAUGCAUGCUCAUCUUAGCCGUGAUCCUUCACUGGCUAGGCUACAUUGGGAGGUAGGGAGGCCCCAACUCUUAUUUGAAAGUUGUCAGGCAAGUUAACUUCAAUCUCAGCUUAGAUUUGGCUGAACCAUUCUUGUACCCUUGAAAUAAGAAUGGGAAGUAGAAAGAGAAGCAGAGGGUUUAGGGAAUGAAGGAAAUUGAGAAAUUGGAGGGCAGCUGUAAUUUGUGCAUUUGUUUGAAGAAGAUGAUUAUCCACAAUCUUUUGAUUUGUUAAACUUCUAAUUUUUGUUUUGUAAACUAAUAGGGUGAGAAUAUCUGAAUUCCUAAAAUGGAAUCUCGGAAAGGAGAUUCAAUGUGUUGAACUAAUGUCCAAAAACUUUGUAACCUAUCUAUAUAAUAAACUAUAAAUCUAUUAAUCCUCCGUUAGGCCAA